Messenger RNA from Trichoplusia ni (cabbage looper), 1312 nucleotides. It is a transcript of the gene PrBP, whose product is annotated as retinal rod rhodopsin-sensitive cGMP 3',5'-cyclic phosphodiesterase subunit delta. The transcript has 5 exons. The record is from RefSeq and is a predicted model, not a curated record. Bases 129 to 602 code for a protein of 157 amino acids. Gene Ontology annotation, biological process: sensory perception of light stimulus. Lineage: Eukaryota; Metazoa; Arthropoda; Insecta; Lepidoptera; Noctuidae. Gene Ontology annotation, cellular component: cytoplasm.
AGUCAUUUUUGGUGUGUCUUACUGUCACAAAUUUUUGUUGUGGUCUUGUGUUGUACGUGUUGUGCAAAAUUUGGUUGUUAAAUAACGAAUUUUCUGAUAUAAGUCAAUACACAUAAGUAUUAAGAAAAAUGACGGAAGUUUUGUCUGUUGAAGAGGCUAAUCAAGAUCGGGUGCAAACCAUUUUAAAAGGCUUUCAAGUGAACUGGAUGAACUUACGAGAUGCUGACACAGGAAAGAUCCUCUGGCAGAACAAUGAGGACAUGUCCAGCCCACACGUGGAACACGAGGCUCGGGUUCCGAAGCGCAUCCUGAAGUGUCGCGUGGUGUCCCGCGAGAUGAACUUCAGCUCUAUCGAAUCGAUGGACAAGUUUCGCAUUGAACAGAAAGUCCUGUUCAAGGGGCGCUGCCUGGAGGAGUGGUUCUUCGAGUUCGGCUACGUGAUCCCGAGCUCCACAAACACCUGGCAGUCCGUCAUCGAGUCUGCUCCUGAAUCUCAGAUGAUGCCGGCUAAUGUACUCAACGGCAACGUGGUAAUUGAAACCAAGUUCUUUGACGGAGAUCUGCUGAUCACCACGUCGCGAGUGCGGCUUUUCUACGUAUAAAUCAACGUUCACUAGAAACUGAGAUCUUCUAGUCAUACUGAUUUAAUGCAUUUCCUCACGAUAUUAUUUCAAGACACAUAUAUUAUUAUUGUUACAUGAUUCCAUUCGAUUCAAAAUCACAAGUGACCUUACGAUUGGGUUUAAAAUCGAUACUCUUGUUCUUGAAUGCCUACGUACCCUAUUGCAUAAGCAUUUACUAACAACUUCGACGUAAUUCCUAAGAUUUUCUACUUUUCAUUCAAUAGAGUACGUAAGCCAUUCAAGUGGAAAAAAAAAACGUAAAAUUGUCAAUUCGAAAAAAAAACACGUAAGCUUUUUAAAGUUAUUUUUAUAAAAAAAGCAUUUUCUAUUGCUCUAUUAGAAAGUAGUUUCUCUUUGUACGAUGUAUACUAUUAUUUUAAUUACUCGUGAUUUUAAAUACAUUUAACUAUACAAUAAAAUAACGCAUUUCAAAUAAUACAUCCUAUUUUGUUCUAGACACUUUUGACAUAAUAUUUUGUUUAAGAAAUAUUAUGGAUUAGGAUGAACAAUAUUUCUGUGUGAUUUUAUCUAUGAAAUUCAACGAUCUAUUUAGUACUAUAUGUAGUGACUAUUUGUAAAAUAUUCUCGGACAUAAUCAGAAAUUGAGCUUACAGAAAUAUGAUGUAAUUUAAUAUUUAUGAGUAUUAUUAGUUUAUUAAUUUUAAGUUUUAAAUAGAUACUCUAAGGUA